AUGGUUCACAAGCGCACCCUGCCCGAGGCGCGCAACCCGCUUCUCCUGCCAGAGCACACCCCGCAGCUCGACAUCCUCGCCGAGCGCCGCCGCCUCGGUCAGACCAACCUUCACCUCAAGACCGGCCAGGUCGGCACCACAAACGCCGCAAAGCCCGAGAACCUGGGCCUCUUCGACUAUGCUCACUUGCGCGCUCCUCUGCCCAAGGACCUACAAGGCUCGGGCGUCUUCUCCCUGCAGAAGAAUGGCGCAUACCCGGAGUCGUAUUUCUUGAUGCGUCGUAGCAGCGAUGGUUAUAUAAGUGCGACGGGCAUGUUCAAGGCUGCGUACCCCUGGGCAACUCUCGCGCAAGAAGAGGCCGAGCGCAACCACCACAAGACCCUCCCCACCGCGGGUGACGAGGAAGUGGCGGGCAACGUAUGGAUUUCGCCUGAAGACGCUCUCAGCCUCGCGGAAGAGUAUGGAAUGAAAGCGUGGGUGGUCGCGCUGCUUGACCCUGCGCCCAUUGAGAAGGGUGCCAAGGACAAGGGCUCGGCCGCAAACGACAUCGCGACUCCCCCGCGCUUCGUCGUACCGGACAAGGGAUCUUUGUUCCCUCCUGCGACGGGCUCCAUGCGCACGCGCAGCAGAGAGCUACGCUCUGCAUCUCCCAGCAAGACGGCGGCGCCGCGCAAGAUGGCAUCACCGCGCAAGCCGCGCACGACGCGCAAGACGGCCAAGGCCGCGGACGCAGAGGCGGCGACGCCAGCAGGCAGCACCAGCAAGCUCGCGAAGGAGGUGGAGGACGGCACGCCCGCGCCAACCGAUGCGACGGAGUCCGUAAACGGCGACGCCGCAGCGGAGAAGGGGCUUACGCCUGUGCCGGAGAAGGUGCAAGUCGAGGUCGACGAGUCGGUGCGGACAGACGGCGAUGUCGAGACAACCACGACGACAGUCAAGGUGGACGUGCCGGCGGAGCACCCCGAGCUGGCGAUCCCUGAAGACCCACAAGAGAUGAUCGCGAGGGCGCGCGAGAUGGUGGAAGCGGCGAACAAGGCGGAAGGGCGGGGCGACGACGCCAAGGCGGCGACGAAGCGCAAGGCUGACGACGUGGAGAUGGACGACGCGGAGGGCGCGGGGCUGGAGAUGCAGCAGCCGGCGAAGAAGACAAAGGUGCUGCAGGAGGAGCUGAAGAAGGAGAAGGUCCGGACGAGGGCGUUCAUGGGGCUGAGCGCGACGCUCGCGAUUGGCGCCAUGAUUCCCUUCUUCCAGAGCUUGCUCUGA
Aplosporella prunicola CBS 121167 is the source of this 1263-nucleotide messenger RNA. RefSeq lists its product as uncharacterized. Bases 1 to 1263 code for a protein of 420 amino acids. The record is from RefSeq and is a predicted model, not a curated record. Gene Ontology annotation, biological process: meiotic attachment of telomere to nuclear envelope; mitotic telomere tethering at nuclear periphery. Lineage: Eukaryota; Fungi; Ascomycota; Dothideomycetes; Botryosphaeriales; Aplosporellaceae. Gene Ontology annotation, cellular component: nuclear membrane complex Bqt3-Bqt4. The transcript is spliced from 5 exons. Gene Ontology annotation, molecular function: DNA binding.